This is a messenger RNA of Ictalurus furcatus (blue catfish), 1133 nucleotides long. Its product is annotated as cornifelin. The record is from RefSeq and is a predicted model, not a curated record. The coding region runs from base 406 to 753 and encodes 115 amino acids. The transcript has 4 exons. Lineage: Eukaryota; Metazoa; Chordata; Actinopteri; Siluriformes; Ictaluridae. Gene Ontology annotation, cellular component: cornified envelope.
GACUAUCAGACUGACUAAUGAAAGGGUGAAGCAAAGAUAAAAGCAGCUGCAACUUGAUGCAUUUGUGGUUGUGGUUAGAUUCUACAGCUUGGCUGUGCUCAGUUUUUGGGUUUUUUUUAUUUUAUUUUUAUUAUUUUGCUUAUUAUAAGAAGUGAUUGGCAGUCCAAUGUGUGAGAUGUGUUCAUUAACUUGGGUCAGAGUAUGAGUUUAUUGUUUAAUCAUGAAUUCGGUCACAUUUCCUCCUGCUCUGAGUGAUCACGGUGUUCUCUUCUGAUCAAGCCACUAUGAGGUUUGUAGUGAGCUUCGGAAACUUGCAGGCGUGGUGGUGUCACAACUUCCUUUGUGCUCAAAGAUUUAGAUCGAGAGGCUCGAGAGUAGCAGGCGAGAGCACACCAGUUCAUCGACAUGUCAAACCCAGUCAUUACUCAUCAGCCGGGUGCAGCCACCUAUGGCACCAACGUACAGACAGGAGACUGGAGCACUGGCCUCUGCUCCUGCUGCAGUGACCUCCUCGUCUGUGCCGUUGGUUGCAUCUGUCCAAUUGCACUGAGCUGCUACACAGCAAAUAAGUAUGGUGAAAACGCAUGCCUUGCAUGUGUUCCUGGAGGCAUGGCCGCUAUGAGGACACACAUGAGACUGACCUACGGCAUUCAAGGUACAAUAUGCAAUGAUGCCCUAAUGACCUGCUGCUGUGGAAUAUUUGAGACAUGUCGAAUGGCCAGAGAAAUUCGUAUUAGAAAUGGAGAGGCCUAAUUAAGUAACUGUGCUUUGUAGGAGAGAACCCCAUCACUGCAGGCUAGAGAUGUGUAUUGUCCUUUCUUUUUUUCAUUAUAAUUUUUGUAACAGAACAAUCAAAUGAAUUUGAUUUGAUUUGACUUGAUUUAUUGUACCAAAUAUGAAUUCAAAAACACCUUCAAAAUGUAAUGAUCUAUGUUAAAUGUGUAGCAAUCUGGGAAAACCCCAGAAAACAGCCAAAAUGAGCAACUUUUUUUUUUCUUUCACAUCUCUACUUUAAGAAAAUAUAAUAUAUUUUACCAAAACAAGUGGGAAUGUUCUAAUCUGUACAGAUAACACUGGACAAAGUUUUAAAAUGUUUAAAUGACCUAAUAAAAAAGACAUAAUAAUAAACAGAA